AUGGACCGAGAAGCUGGCUACAACUCGGACUCAGACUCGGAAUCCGGAAAUGUGGACAACAUCAUUGGACAUAAAUUCUCCCAAGCAAGACUAGAGAGCUGGACCACCAAGAAACUUUUCGACAAUCUUGUCGCCGGCCGAAUCUAUCUGGACGCCAAAUACCAACGCAGUAAGGAUGGCCACCGCCCCCUGUUCAGUAUGCACGAAACUCACGAUACUCUAGAUGUUGUUUGGAACAUAAAGAAUCAGAAAGGACUUGUUGACUCCCUUUUCCGAAACGCGCCAGUGAGCCAAAUCGUCUUCGGUGAGUCAACUAUGUUCGAUGAUUGGCUUCGGCCGCUGAUUGAUGGCAAGCAACGGCUGACGACGAUUCGGAAGUUCCUGAGCGGAGAAAUACCUUUUGAGAAUGCGCACACGGGCAAGAAAUACUGGUACAUCGUUGACAAGAGCAAGAGAACACUAGGCAGCAAGGAGGAACUACCGCAACAUAUCCGCGACGAAUUCAUCAGCAAGACUAUCUCCUGCGUGAUUUACGAUCAACUACUGCCUACAGAGGAAAACGAUAUAUUCGCGCGUCUUCAGAAUGGGGUUCCUCUAACCGUUGCCGAGAAGCUCCGCGUGCACGAAACGGACCGUGCAAAUACCGCGUUGAAGUGCCUCGAGGACCACCUUGACAGACCCGACUCGUGGCUCCACAAGGACAAGAAACGGUUCACCCUCAGACGGGGCAAAGACCGUUCAACGGCAUUUCGGUACCUCAGCACCAUCUUGUACACUUUGUCGACUCCCAGCAAGACGCUCGCGCCUAUGGCUGGUGCCAAAUCGGACAUAUGGCUCAGUGAAGAAGUUGCGGUGGAUCCCAAGGUUAAAGCAGCGAUGACCGCCGCCCUAACCAUCUACGAGGAAAUCGCUGGUACCUCCCGGGCGCUCAUGAAUCGUGUUGCGCCUGUCGAAUUCCAUGCGACAGUUGUCUUCGUGGAAAAGUACCGACAUAGUGCGACACUUGCUUCGUUGGCGGAGGGUAUUCAGGGCUUGAAGGACGAUGUGAGGGCGAAACAUCCAAAGGAAGUAAAGGCGACGCAGAAGGUAUAUACCGACAUGGAGGCAUACAUCAAGAAAUGGGCGAAGGGGCCGAAUAACAAGCUGAGGCCCGGGGAGAUCAGCGCGAUGGAACAAGUUAUGAAAGGGGCCGUCGCUGGAGACAAGUCUACUGCUGUUAGUGUCGGUAAAAAACGGAAGCGCCCAUCCGAGGAGGCUGAAGGGUCAACGCGCAAAAGGACCGCGGUUGAAAAGCGACCCAACGCUGACGCUUCCUCGUCAUCUGUCCGUGUUGCCAGAACGGAGACCAAGGUCGGGCCACCAAAGAGGAAAACUGCCGCCAAGGAAGCUGCUCCAGUAGGACAGAGAUUUUUCAACUUCCAGCCCGAAGAUCUAGCGGAGAAACAGGCUGGGGAUGCAAACCAGGCUGAGCCUGUGUCAGCGUCCCCAGCGGCCGUUGUCACGGAAAUCUCUCCUUGGCCGAUAUUCCCUCCACCCAACCGGAAAGCCUUGUCUCCGUCAACUGAUUCUGAACUUGUCAUUGCACCAUCCGCCUCUCCUCAACGAAAGAAUGUGGCGAGAAGAGGCAAAAUAAGAGUUGUGGGAGGUACAAGCCGGUCGCCUGCCCAGGCAAGCGUUGUCAAACCCGAAGAAUCGGCUGAGAAAUUCUCUGCGACUUUUUAA
Messenger RNA from Mycena indigotica, 1722 nucleotides. Its product is annotated as DUF262 domain-containing protein. The record is from RefSeq and is a predicted model, not a curated record. The transcript has 6 exons. Bases 1 to 1722 code for a protein of 573 amino acids. Lineage: Eukaryota; Fungi; Basidiomycota; Agaricomycetes; Agaricales; Mycenaceae.